This is a messenger RNA of Solea senegalensis (Senegalese sole), 6626 nucleotides long. RefSeq names its product solute carrier family 5 member 6a (gene slc5a6a). The coding region runs from base 363 to 2264 and encodes 633 amino acids. Gene Ontology annotation, biological process: biotin transport; sodium ion transport; pantothenate transmembrane transport. Gene Ontology annotation, cellular component: membrane. The transcript has 18 exons. NCBI's taxonomy places the organism in Eukaryota, Metazoa, Chordata, Actinopteri, Pleuronectiformes, Soleidae. Gene Ontology annotation, molecular function: sodium-dependent multivitamin transmembrane transporter activity. The record is from RefSeq and is a predicted model, not a curated record.
GCUGGGAGAAAUGGAGGAUGCGUCCUUCGGGAAUCUUUCAUCGACCAUGUUUAUUUUUCUAAAACGGGAUCAAAUAUUAAAAAAAAAGAAAGAAAACAGGAUGAUAAACUGCUCUCACACUGACUGACUCUGGACGUAAAUAAGCUCAGUGAUGAUGAUGGGAUUGGACUGAGACUCUUACCUUUUUUAGAGAGCACACAAGCACUGAGCCUCCAGUGUGAGGUGGAGCGGCAGCAACAGCUUGAGCUCAGGCGUUUGUACCGGUCUCUCCUGGGUGCACUACCCUCUCUGACUGCAGAGGCAGUGCGUCCGUGCGUCCUACAGCUUUCACCGCACCGACCCCCCCGCACUCUAGGGUCAUCAUGGGGGAGGUGGCCCUAAUGCAGUUCACCACGGUGGAUUACGUCAUCUUCGCCGUGCUGCUGGUGGCCUCGGCUGGCAUCGGCCUCUUCUAUGCCUUCUCUGGUGGUCGCCAACGCACAACACAGGAGUUCCUGAUGGCUGACCGCUCCAUGAGCUGCCUGCCUGUGUCUCUGUCUCUGCUGGCCACGUUCCAGUCCGCCGUGGCCAUCCUGGGCGCUCCGUCUGAGGUGUACACCCAUGGAACGCAGUACUGGUUCCUGGGCUGCUCCUACUUCUUGGGCCUCCUCAUCCCCGCUCAUAUUUUCAUCCCAGUCUUCUACAGGCUGGGGCUGUCCAGUGCCUACGAGUAUCUGGAGCUGCGCUUCAACAAGACGGUUCGCAUAUGUGGGACUGCAACGUUCAUCUUUCAGAUGGUCAUUUACAUGGGGGUUGUCCUUUAUGCUCCAGCCUUAGCACUCAACGCAGUGACAGGCUUUGACCUGUGGGGGGCAGUGCUUUCCAUGGGAUUAGUGUGCACUUUAUAUACAGCUCUGGGAGGCUUGAAAGCUGUGAUCUGGACAGAUGUGUUCCAGACAGUGGUGAUGUUUGUAGGCCAGCUGGCGGUCAUCGUGGUGGGGACCAUUCAGGCGGGGGGAAUCGGAGAGGUCUGGAGGAAAGCAGUCAACGGCAGUCGUAUUUCUGGACUGGACCUGAACCCAGACCCUUUGGAGCGUCACACCUUCUGGACUCUGGGUGUGGGGGGAAUCUUCCUGAUGCUGGCUCUGUACGGUGUGAACCAGGCCCAGGUCCAGAGAUAUCUCAGUUCACGCACAGAGAAAGAAGCCAUCAUAUCCUGCUAUGUUGUUUUCCCCUGCCAGCAGAUCGUCCUGUGUUUAGGUUGCCUGAUGGGUCUCGUCAUGUUUGCUCGCUACGGUGAAGACAGUCCUCUGGUCAAGGGCUAUGUCCAAAGUAAUGACCAGAUGGUGCUGUACUUUGUGAUGGACGUGUUCAGGGACCUUCCUGGUCUCCCAGGCCUGUUUGUAGCUUGUCUCUUCAGUGGAGCACUCAGCACCAUCUCGUCAGCCUUCAACUCCCUAGCAACAGUAACUAUGGAGGACCUGAUUAAACCUCACUUUCCCAACAUGACUGAAGCCAAAGCCACAAUGUUAUCCAAAGGACUUGCUUUGGCCUAUGGCCUGGUGUGUCUGGCAAUGGCCUACCUCGCCUCUCUCAUGGGAUCUGUGCUGCAGGCAGCCCUCAGUAUCUUCGGCAUGGUGGGUGGCCCCCUGCUGGGCCUCUUCUGUUUAGGGUUGUUCUUCCCGUGGGCAAACCCUAUCGGUGCAGUUGUUGGUUUAGCAGCAGGUCUCAUCAUGGCCUUCUGGAUCGGCAUUGGCAGUUAUGUGAUGCGCAUGUCUGGUCCCGCUCUACCACCUCUUAACGCCACUGCUCUGCCUCCGUUUGGUAACAUGACCACUACUGUUAUGACCGCACUGGUCAGCGCCACCACCUCCACUAUCACUGCCAAGCCAAGGCCGACGGGUGUGGAAGCGCUUUACUCACUGUCCUACAUGUGGUACAGUGCUCAUAACUCCACCACUGUGGUGGUGGUGGGACUAAUAGUCAGCUUGCUCACAGGACCUAUGAAGGAGAAGGAGCUGACUCCAGGGACAGUGUUUCCAGUCCUGGGCACGCUGCUCUUCUUCCUGCCCGAGCGCUACAAAGAGAAGCUCUGCUGCGUCACUCCUCUGGCUCGGAAGCCCAAAGAAUCCAAGAUGCAGACGUAUAACGUGGCCAGCAAAGAAGGCAACGGAGCGUCUUACUACAAAGACGAGACGGAGAGCGACCGAGCACAGACCGAGGACGUAGAAGCUCUGUCUCAAUACCAACCGGCAACUCACACGGUCCAGGAGACGUCCUUAUGAUCUUUUGGGUUUUGUUUUUUUUUUUUUGGUUAUGAAUAGCACGCAUACACAUCGUCAAUGUCUGUGGUUGUCAGUUUUUGUUUUUUGAGAGGAGCCACAAAGACAGGUCAUAGAUGUGAAGUGUAAUGAGUAAUUAUUAAGUCUUUUUUAAGUCGUUUGAAUCUUACUACAGAAAAGCCUUAUGGACACUUUAGUAUUUGUGAGUGGGAGUUUUUCUUUAGGUACCCACUUUUGUCCUCAAACAAAGAUGACUGGGAAAAAAAAAAACUGGAAAUGUGCAAAAGAUGACAGGAUAUUUAGGAAGCACUUGCCUGUGCUGAGUCACAGACUCUGGCUCUGUCCACAUGUGUGCAGAUGUUGUGUAGGGGUUUGAAGUUGGAGACUGGGCAGCUUUACGUGCACAAUGAGCUGCACCACUGUGGCUGGAGAAAAACAUUCAGGUAGUCAUGAGUUGUAAAAAAAUGAUUCUUUUUAUUUUUGUAGAGAAGAUAGAGUCAUGGAAUCUAAGGAUAUAUUAUGAAGAGAAGGACAGAGUUUCAUGUCUGUGUCACUGUGAUGGUGUAGUGUCUUUGUACGGCCUUGGUUUAAUACUUAGAAUCGCCUUUUUGCUGCUGUUCUAGCCGUCCAGUGAUCGGGAGCCACGCAAACCAAGUGUGUGUGUGUGUGUGUGUGUGUGUAGACCAGAGCAAACCUGAUGUUUCAGUGUUUGCAGUACACUAAAGUUAUGGCUCUCUUAAUAGCCAGUAUUGACGAGAGGAGGAAUUACACUGAAUUACACCUAAAUGACACUAAAUGACACUAAAUCCAAGAGUGGAUCUGUUGAAACGUACCAUAAUAUGUAUAUUUGUGUCUCCCCCCUGAGGGUAACUCCACCCAAUGCCUGAAAAAUGCCAAGAAGUGGGCAGAGAGCUGAGGGGGGGAGCAGUGCAGGAGGCGUGGCCUUGACACUGAGUUGCAGCUGCACGAUUGGAGCCUCUAAAUCUGACUGAAUAAUCAUGUGAUGAUCUGAUGAUAUGAGCAUCAGAUAUCGAUUCAUCUGUCGAUUGCUUGAUAAAUCAGUGGUUUGCUCCACAAAGUGGCAGAAUUUUUAUUUUUAUUUUUAUUUUUUAAAUGAUCAGUGUUUGCUAAACCUCAAAAAUAAUGAUGCUCUUAAAUGUCUUUAUGUCCACAAACCAAAGUGAAUCAGACUUAAUAAUUUCUUUAUUUGGCGCAAAGAAACCAGGGAACAGUCACAUUUAAGAAGCUGAAAACUUUCAGGACAUUCUUAAAUAAACUCUAACUCAAAGAGAUUGAAUUGAUUUAACAGAUAGUUGAUAAGUAAUGAAUCGUUUGUUCACAUAAUCAUAAACUUACAGCUUCAUGUGACUGUAGAAAUAUCGACAUAAGCAGCUGUCACUUUCAUAACAUACUCACUUUUAGAUAAAUGGUUAACAUUGCACUUCCUGUGACAACUUCAAAAUAAAAGUGCUUUUAUUUAUUAGUAAUGGAAUACGCUCCACAGCGCUCUGCACAUACUGAUCCGUCACUGGUCAUGAUGCUGCUUUUAUUCAGUUUUUUUUUCCUCUGGAGAUGUUGUUGGUCUGUGGGUCAGAUCUGGGGUCAUAGGUCACCCCUGUGUGCUGUAGAGCUUCCAGCACGCGUAUCACGUCUACCUGACCUGACUUCCUGUUGUUGGAGUCACCUGUAGUGACUUUGAAACACUAGUGCACGUCUGUCUCCGUUGUUUAAGGUUGUCGGCGUCAUGUGACGCACUUCAUUUAACGUUUAGUUUCUGUGGUCGUUAUUGUGGUGACCGUGUUUUUGGAAUCGCAGAAUUCUUGGCCAUCUCCAUUUUGCCAUUUUCACUCAUUCAUUGUUGUGUGUGUGUGUGUGAUCUUGACAGUGGACUCCAUGUCAAGACACCGUGUUGUGAAGUGAGUUCAUGUGUAAUGUGUUUGGAGAUGCCGCGUCUCUCUGGCCUUAUACUUUCCUUCUAUGUGACACUUCAGGUAACAGUGGACCUCAUUCAUUCAUUCAUUCAUUCAUUCACUCACUUUUCCCCUUAAAACAGUGUACGAUAGCUGUGAUGUUAGGACACAGAUCACAGCGGUGAUGCAGCUGCUCAGUGGCCACACGGCUCUCAUUUCUCACCCAGUUUCCUGCUCCAAUUUAUUGUCUUUAUCCAAAAUGGAUUAAAAAUGUUUAUAUAUUUAGUUCUUGGAAUUAAAACUUAACUUCAAAUUCAUGGAGUGUUCUAAAAGGCCAUAUUCUCUUCAUCAAUUAAUCUGUUAUUUUCAUAAUUAAUUGAUCAGUCUAAUGUGAUAUUUAAUUUACUGCCAUGUUCACAUGAACAAAGUUGAAACCCCAGAACUCCAUAUAGUUAAUUUUAAUUGAAUAUUAAAGUAUUAAACCAUUAGUUAAUUAAUUGUUCCAAUAUUUAAUGGGAUUUUUCGUUGAAUCUAGUAAAGGUAAUGCAGGAUUUACAGCAUGUUGAGCUGAGACGAGCAUCAAAAGGACUGAGUUUUUCUUUUGCCUUAAUUUAUUAUUUAUUCAUGCAAAAUAUCCCUACGUGCAUAUGUUUGAUGAGUUUGAUCCUCUUACAGAUCUUUUGUUAUGUCCUUUUGCAAAAAAAGUGAUUAUGUAAUGAGUAAAGAGUUGAUACACAACUGGGAGUGAUGAUGAUGAUGAUGAUGAUGAUGAAGGAAGCUGUGGACACUGAGCACCACUGUAGUUUUCAUUGGUCAACAGCAGGGGGAGACAACACAUCAUGUCAGUGACCGUUUUGUAUUACUGUUUAAUCCAAUUAUGAAUGGUCACAUUAUUAACACUAUUUAUAAAAAGAAUAAAUCUUUAGUUCUUCCCCCAACAAAUCCCAGAGAAGCAAACACUAAAUCUUGAUCUGUGUGUUUUAUCAUGAGAGCACUUGUUGAAUGAGGUCCACUCUUUUUUUACAGAAACCCCAGUUCAGCACAGUCCCAUUACAGAACCAUCACUCUGACACUUAGAAAUACCUCAUUGUAUCCCAAAGCAUAUAGAAAUAUGAAUUUCUUUUUUUUUUUUUAACCAACAGGUUUUGUAUUUAAGAUCUCAUUUGUAUAUUUUUGUAACUUCACAAAAAGCCUACAGACAUUUCCUAAGACUGAAAUGUUGAAUUCUAUAUGCAAGAGCCGUGAAAUGUUUGUUUUGAUGGUGAAUGUCGGGGAGAAUUGGGAAUGUAACGGUCGAACUGUAGCGACCGCAUACAGCACGCGUACAUUCAGGGGCGGAGCCACCACCUAUGAUGUCAGAAUUCCUCAUUGAAGUCUGUUUUCCACUUAGUGGGAGCAUAAUUUACAAAAUGAACACCGUGUUGCAUUGAAGAAAACUCAGAACUAGUGAUAAAGACAAUUAACUCAGAAAAAUGUAAAGUAUAAAUCAAAUGAGAAGUAAAAGUAAAAUCUUCUUUUAAUGUAUACUUAAUAAUUCCCUGUAAAUUUCCAGAAACCUUCCAUGGGAACUUUAUUUUGGGAAUUAAUGAGAAUGAAGUCAAAAUCUGGAUAAUUUGGAAGAAACAUGUUUGUUUUUUGUCAUAAGCAGACAUGCAUACAUUUAAAUAAUAAAUAAAUCGAUUAUGCAGUUUAAUUUGAGUAGAACCUUUGAUAUAGGGCUCCCCAAUUUUGCCUAGGGCCCCCAAACUCCCUUGAAACGCCCCUGCGUACUGUAUAUAACUGCAGUGUCUUCAUCACACGGCAGGUGUGUUUGUGCGUUACAUUCCAAAUUCUAACUCAAAAAUUCACAUUUAUUCAAAAAAACAUUCAAUGGUUCCGAGUUUGUCCUUUUGGUUUUCUUCCAGUUUUUUAAAUUCCAUUGUUGUGAUUAUUAUAUUCUAAUGUGGAAUCCUCCUUCAUACCUGAAAUUACUUGAAGUGUGAGCGUGAGAUGUCAACAACAAUAAUAAUAAUAAUAAUAAUAAUGAUGCAAUCAUAAACGAGGUGAGGGAGCUGUGAAAUGAGUUGAAAAAUAAUUGCUAUAAAAGAAACAUGUCCUCUUUAAUAUAGUCAAAUAAAGCACAAGCAGGUCAGAGUCUGACUGAAGACGAGACAGAAAUGUUGUAAAGCAGCUUCCAUUUACACACGUGGCCUUUCUUUUCUUUUCUUUUAUUUUCUUCUUCUUCUUAUUGUGCGUCGCAGACCGACUCACUGUAACAGCCGAGAGAGAAAAAAGCAGGGAAACACUGUCACAGUAAUUUCCAGCAACAAUAAAUAUUGUUUCUAUUUUCAAAACAAUAUUUAUUCUGAUUGUUUUCCCCACCCACAAGAAUUCUCACUGUUUUGCAUUCCAAUAAAACAAGACCUCCAUAAGCACUGAAGCCGGGACGGCUGCUCUGCUUUGGCCUGUGCCUUCA